Messenger RNA from Cavenderia fasciculata, 1659 nucleotides. RefSeq lists its product as uncharacterized. The record is from RefSeq and is a predicted model, not a curated record. Gene Ontology annotation, biological process: GPI anchor biosynthetic process. The coding region runs from base 1 to 1659 and encodes 552 amino acids. Gene Ontology annotation, molecular function: catalytic activity. The transcript has 4 exons. Lineage: Eukaryota; Evosea; Eumycetozoa; Acytosteliales; Cavenderiaceae. Gene Ontology annotation, cellular component: endoplasmic reticulum.
AUGAUUCCAAAUGUUGGAGAAGUUUUGUUCCAUUCUCCAUACCCUUUCCAAGUAUCAUAUAGGAUAAAAGUUCUUCUCGACUCAAUUCUUUGGCAAAGUAAUAUUGAAACAUUAGUCGUAGAUUCAACGCCGACUGCAAAUGGUGGUAUUAUCGCUAUCAAUAGACCAUUAUUAAGUGUUGAAGAAUUACAAUUACAAAAUGAACAACAACAACCUUUAUUACAACAACAACAACAACAGCAACAACAACAACAAAGAGGAGGAAAUAAUAAUAAUCCAAAAGAUUAUAGUAAAGAUGUAUUGGAUGUUUUAAAUAAAAUGAAGAAACAGAUUAACAAAUUUAGACAUGUUAGAUUAUUUAAAUUCCCAGAGAUUGAACCAUACAAGGCUAAAUUGGGGUCACCAAACUAUGACUUGACCAUAUUAGAAGCAUCUACAAACGAGUGUUACUUUAGCGAAGACGGUCAUUCGAAAUGGCAGUCUAGACGAUUGGUCAAUGUCGGAGGAUACCAAUACGCUACACAACAAGACUUUGUAGUUGGUCAAAACUACAACUUUCGUCUAAUGAUCAACGAUCCCGAUACUACAACUAGUUGUCGUACCAUUCAACUAAGAAUCUAUCGGGAUUAUACUGGUCUUCUUUCUAUCCCAGAAUUUAUUUGUAUCGAACAACAAGACAACAACAACGACGACGACAAUAAUGGUGACCAUGCUGGUGACCAACAACAACAACCAAAAGUUGUUAAACAAUUACAAGAUACAUUUAAAUUAAUGACAUAUAAUAUUUGGAAUUACAACAAACCAUGGAGAAUAAGAAGUAAACUCAUUACAGACAUUAUAAAGGAUCAUCAACCCGAUGUGAUUGCACUACAAGAACUUAGAUACAGUAAAUGGGAUGGUGAACAUUACAAAGAAUCACCAAAAUUAAUGGGUCAGGAACGUAAUCAAAUUCAACAUAUUGUAAACCUACUAUCAUUCCAUAAUCUCAAAUACAACUAUUAUUAUCUACCAUCGAUGAUUUAUAAUAAUGAAGUUGAUGGUCUUCAAAUGGAAGGAUUAGGAAUUCUUUCAAAACAUCCAAUUGUAAAGAUUGAAUCAACAAAAUUAACAAAUGAUCAUAUUGAUGAUACAACAGAUACACAUCAAAGAUCAUGUUUACUUGCAACUAUCAAUAUUGAUGGACGUCACUUGAAUGUACUUACAUCUCAUUUUUCAUUGUCCUUUCAAGGUGGACAAAGAAAUGCUUAUGAAAUUCACAAUUGGACAAAACAAUAUGAUGACGCACCCAAUAUUCUAGUUGGUGAUUUCAAUGCUGAACCCAACUCUCACCCAAUACAAUUUUUGACUGGUAAACAUUCUAUCAAAGAUAAUACUGGUGAUUUCAAGGAUAUGUAUGAUACUUACUGUCAAAGUAAUCCUGAUAAUUCAAUAUGUACCACCAAAGGUGGAAUUACUUAUCGCGAUGUUGGAGAUGUAUCAAUUGAAAAGAGAAUUGAUUUUAUAAUGGUAAAACAAUCUUCAAAAUCAACCACCACCAAUCAAAUAGAAUUAACCAACCUUGAAAGUGUUGGUGGUCAAAGAUUUGAUGAUAAUGGAAUACCUCUUUCCAUUUUCCCCUCUGAUCAUAGUGGUUUAGUUUCAACUUUUAAAUUCAUCUAA